Boeremia exigua is the source of this 729-nucleotide messenger RNA. Its product is annotated as pectate lyase-domain-containing protein. Gene Ontology annotation, cellular component: extracellular region. The transcript has 4 exons. NCBI's taxonomy places the organism in Eukaryota, Fungi, Ascomycota, Dothideomycetes, Pleosporales, Didymellaceae. The record is from RefSeq and is a predicted model, not a curated record. Gene Ontology annotation, biological process: pectin catabolic process. The coding region runs from base 1 to 729 and encodes 242 amino acids. Gene Ontology annotation, molecular function: pectate lyase activity.
AUGCGCUUCAGUCUUGCAACCAUCGCCACCGCGGCACUCGUUCUCUCGGCUCUGGUUCCGGCUCUUCAGACGACUCUUCAUCAGGUUCCGGUUCCGGUAGCGGCUCUUCAGAUGACUCUUCUCACUACCUUCGAUGGUGGCAUGGUGAAAUUCGGUCGUGGCGUGUCCUGCUCCAGCGGCGAAGGUGGCGACAGUGACGCCGUCUUCAUUGUUGCCGACGGCGGCUCUCUCUCUAACGUCAUCAUCGGCGCUGACCAGAUCGAAGGCGUCCACUGCGAAGGCGCCUGCACAAUCACAAACGUCUGGUGGGAGGCAGUCUGCGAGGACGCUCUGUCCUUCAAGGGUAACGGUGACGGCACAGUCUCCGGUGGCGGUGCGAAGGGCGCCGCCGACAAGGUCAUUCAGCACAACGGUGUCGGCACAAUCUCCAUCUCUGAUUUCACCGUCCAGGACUUCGGCAAGCUGUACCGCUCAUGCGGCAACUGCAAGACUCAAGGUGAGCGUCACGUCAAGAUGAGCGGUAUCAAGGCCGACGGUGGCUCUGCUGGACUCAUCGGCAUCAACUCCAACUUCGGCGACACAGCCACCAUCACCAACUCCUGCAUCACUGGUACCAGCAUCAUCUGCCAGGAGUUCGAAGGUACUUCGCCCGGUAAUGAGCCCAAGAAGAUCUCCGACGGUCCCAGCGCGGCUUGUAUCUACACUGAGGCCGACAUCAAUGCCUGCUAA